AUGAAGGCUAACAAGUUUGAAUUUCCAAAUAGCUUUACAGCACUUCCAAUCAAUUUCCAGAAACUGUUCUAUAAACCACAACCAGAAACAAUUGUGGAUGAUCAAAUUAUCACCAUUGAGAAUUUCUUCAGUGAAGAAGUAUGUAAUGAUCUUAUCAAGGCUGUAGAGAAAUCACCAGCAAUUAAUUUGGAAACUACACCAUUGAUAAAGAGUAGAGAGUAUGCAGCCAGGUUCAACGACAGAUGUCUGACUACAGACUUUGAUGCCACAAAAAGUUUAUGGCUGUAUUUACAACAAGUACUCCUUAACGAUGUUGGGUAUGAGGAUGAAGACUUAGAUUCCAUCAAGGAAACAUUCAAAAAUGCUAUAUUCUUAAACCCACAGCUCAGAAUGUAUAGAUACCGUAAGGGACAUCAUUUUGGCAAACAUUAUGACGAAUCCGUGGUGUGUCCUCUUGAGGAAUCUUCCAACCCACCGAAAGGUCGAACCAAAUGGACGUUACUCAUUUACUUGACUGGUGGAGAUGAAUUUGUAGGAGGUGGAACUAUCUUCCACCCAGAUUACAGAGGUGUUAAACCAUUGAAUAUUCAUCCAACCAAGGGAAUGGCUCUUCUCCACAAACAUGGUGAUGAUUGUUUAAAACAUGAAGCAGAAAUUGUACAUAAAGGUGAAAAAUGGGUUUUAAGAAGCGAUGUUGUGUAUAAAAAAUAA
Molecule: messenger RNA, 711 nt
Organism: [Candida] anglica
Lineage: Eukaryota; Fungi; Ascomycota; Pichiomycetes; Serinales; Debaryomycetaceae
Source: the annotation of a GenBank genome assembly